Molecule: messenger RNA, 1997 nt
Organism: Epinephelus lanceolatus (giant grouper)
Lineage: Eukaryota; Metazoa; Chordata; Actinopteri; Perciformes; Serranidae
Source: RefSeq, a predicted model, not a curated record
AUGGCUGCAGCUUGCCAAACAGAGGCAUCCAGACAGAAAACACCUACUUUGGAACUAUCCGGUGAAACACAGCUUCCAGAGAGCACCAACUGCCUGACGUGUUCAGAUGAUGACAGGUACCUCAGCCUAGGUCACUCCCGCGGCUUGUCUGUGUGGUGUGCAUCUUCUCUGAUCUGCGCUGCAGAGUGGCUGCAGGACACACUGGAAAUUACAUCUAUUCAAAUGACCAGAAUGGCUGAGACAGCCUAUCUGCUCGGCACUGUUGAUGAUAUGGGUGUUGCCAGAGUCUUUGCAUAUCACUGUCAAAGUAUUUACCUCCUCAGUGUUAUAAACAUCAUGAAAGAUGUCAACAAAAGGAGCAUUUGCUUGGCAUUUGAACUGUCUGAAGGGGGAGAGUAUGGAGCUGCAUCAAUCAGCUGUAACAGUGCCACUUGUCUCGAGGUCUAUCACUUCCCCUCAGAAGCAUGGCUGAAAGAGUUAGAGACGGCACGAUCACAUCAGCAGGAUCAAGACUCAUCUGAAGAUGUGGGUGUGGAAUGGUCACCAGUUGCACUUGUCUGUAAAAUCAAGCCACCCAAAGUUCCAGCAGGGACAGUAUUGGAUGGUUCCCUCGAGGCUUUGCAGAUCACAGACUUUUUUACACACUGUUUGGCUCUGGACAUAGAAACCAGCAGCAGCUGUCAACAGAAGAAACAGUCUUUUGAUACAGACGCAGGAAAAACAAAGGAAACAAAUGAAAGCCCGAGACGUUGCACCCAGCACUUUCUUCUGCCUUGUGGUCAGUUUCCUGGCGACACUAUAGCAAAGUCUCAGCCAGGAUUGCCUGUUGCUGUGUGUGUGUGGUGGAGUGGCAGCCACAAUCUUCUUCAGUAUUUUCUGCAAAAAGCUCCAAAGAACAAACAAGAUGUGGAUCCCAUGCCAGAUGUAUUAUGGCCAAAUUCAAAGGAAAUCCUCUGCUCUGCUGUUAGUACAUGCACCCGUUACAUAGCUCUUGGGCUCAAUAAUGCUCUGGUAUGUGUGUGGGACAGGCUAUCUGGGUCUCCUCUGUCUGUUGUCUGUGUGACAGCAGCAACAGACAGCGCUUUCUUCAGGAUGCAGUUUGUGGAUUCCUGGCCUCGGACUGCUGAUGAUAUCCAGACUUUUACCCCAGCAAAAGUCCAUCUUUUGGUGUUGUAUAAAAGUGGAGCAAUUCAUACAGUCACCACAGGAGGAGGGGCACAAGCCUGCACAGAACAGCUCACUGGAAGGCCUAAAGACAGAGGGGACCUUCCAACUGCCACUGCACCAGUGCCAUUCCUGCAGAGUUUGUCGCUUGUGGUGCAAAGAAAUGGGAAAGUGUUGCUCCAGGAUGUCAUCAACAAAACCACUGUGUGCUUCUUGAUUCCUCCCACAACUCAUGUGACUGCCACUCCGUGCAAUCCUGUUUAUGCUCUGAACUCCAGACAGCAGACUCUGUUCAUUCAAGGUGACCUGGACCCCAGCCGCAGUGCGUCUUCUACAGAUGGAAACCAAAGUAAGCUUUUCAUCUUCCGAUUUGGAGAGCCUGGCAUCAUCAAGCAGUAUAUCCUUCCACUUCCAGACUCUCCACGAGAACAAAACACACAGAGCUGUGUCACUCUAGAGGAAUCCUGCAAUCUCUACCUCCAGCAAAGAGUGCUGACUAUGGGUGAAAGGAACAAAGCCAUAACAGAGACAUGGAAGCAGCUACAGGAAACUGCGGUGAUAUAACAGCGGGGACACAGCAGAGCUGCAGCCAACUGAAGAACAACAACAAAUCUUUUUUACACAGAGGUACUAUUGUAUGUAGUGUUUGUGUGCAUGUUCAUUUCAUGUCAGUUUGAAGCUUCUUUACUGCACUAUUUUCCUCGAUACACAAUGCUCACUUACACAGAUGUAAUUUUUCCAUAUAAAAUUGCUGCAAUUAGUGCAGUGUAAUAUAUCUGCUGUAUUUUUGUUCCUUUUUCUCACAAAAGAAUAAAGUAAGUGGGAAAAAUUUA